GUAAAAAUGGAUAAAAGCAAAUUGGAUACAUCUAGGUCAGGGUAUCGUGAGGAUAUCUCUAGUCAUUCUAAGAAAAAUAAGAAAAGAUCAAGUAAAAAAAAUAAUAUACUUGGUUUAUGGAUGAAUAACAUGCAGAACAAUCAAAAUAACGACAUGGUACCUGGAAUGGAGUAUCAGCAUUUAUUAUGGCAGUCCAAUGUACAACAAAACUUUUCGAACAAUGGACAACGUCUUUUUACAACAACAUCCGAUCCUAGCAUGUGUGGCUAUACACAGAUGCCCAUGACAUAUACCAUGGAACCUGUUUCACUUCCAACCAUGUAUAGGUUAUAUCAACCAGUACCGUUUUCUGGCAUUAGAACUGUUCACGGUAGACCUAGACGGCAUUGUAAUCAAAAUUUUCCAAUGAAUUUGAAUAUGAAUUCUAUGGGGAAUGGUUACUCAAGUUUACAAGAAAAUGGAGUAGAAUCUUCUGUGCCUAUUAAUUAUCAAAAUGGAGAUUAUGCAAGCUUGCCACCUACUGGUAACAAGAAUAAUGAAAUAAAUGGGGAUGAGCCAAAUUCAGAGCAUCGGAGGUAUUCAGAUCCUGGUCUUGGAUCCGCAGAAGCUCCAGUUCAAACUCAGAGCGAAGAUUCUGAUAGUAUCGAUAGUGGAAGCUCCAUUACUACAGUUGGACGUAGCAAUAAGCUUGUCUUAUCUCUUAUCGAACAGAUGACAGAACUGAAAAAAGGCAAUAGUCAACUGUUCAAAGAGUUGAAUGAAACAAAAUCGGAACUAGGCAGUAUGAAAGCAAAACUAGCACAAUGUAAAUAUAGCGGCUCUUCAGAUUAUCAACCAGGAAUGUUAUCAGAUUUUAUUCGCGAAAUCAGACAAGCCAACAAAACAUGCGAGGAGGGAUUGAUUUCGAAAGUAAAAUCUAUGGUGGAGGAAAAACUAAACCAAAGGUCGUUAGAAGUGGUAAAUUUAAACAAUCGAAUAAUAAAAUUAACGGAAGAAAAAGAGGAAAGCGACAGAAGAAUAGCAAAAUUGGAGGAGGAAGUGGCUAUGCUGAAGCUGAAUGCAAACAACGAAGAUCGCCGCGAGAUCGCCGCGUUCGAGGAAGAAACUCUGGCGCUGAGACGGGAGCUGCAGGAGGCCCGGGCGUCCAAGUGUCUGGCCGAGGGUCACGUGGCAAAGUGCGUAAACGCAACAUCAGCCUCGCCUGUCGCUACUUUCCAUACUACGCGAUCCUACGUAACCAGCACCCCCGUGCGUACCGCUCUAUCCGACACCUGUAGCCUCAUCCCAUCGUCAUCGACAUCGUCGUUGUCCCUGUUGGCCCCCCAACACCUCGCCUCGUUACUGCGUUCCCGAAACAACGACGACGACGACGACGACGACCACGGCGGCAACAACGCGGAUCACCUGCCUCACCGCCAUUUCGUCUCGGACAAUCCGAUCGUUUAUCGAACCGCUGAUACCACCACCACCACCACCACCACCACAACCACCAUCGUAGCAACCACCUCCUCUUGCCCGUUCGACGAUCAGGGCCCUGAGUUUUCCACCAGCGACGAUCGAUCACUCUUGAUAACGGCCAUCGGUGAUGAUGAUACCACAGCUUUUCAAGGGGCGACUAAUAGCAGUUGUAGCGUUACAGAAGUUGCCUCGUUGGGAGGGAGCUUCAAGCAAGGAAUCGAUCGAGAUCGAGUGGAGAAGGAGAAGGAGAAGGAGAAUGGGGAGGAGGAGGAGGAUACGAGGAUCGUCGAGGAAGAGAACACGACGAAAGGAAACGACGACGAAGAGGACGACGAGGCGAUGGCCACGAAGAAGAAUCCGGAGACGAACGGCAGAUGGAUCGCGGAGAGGAGAGCGAAAGCGACGAGGAGAGAGGAGGAAUCGGGGCGCGGUAAUCAUCAUCAUCAUCAUCAGCAGCAGCAGCAACAGCAGCAUCAUCAGCAACAGCAGUAUCAGCAGCGAGCGGGAUCGAAGAAGUCGGGAAGGAAGAAGAGGGGUAGCUUGGUGUCGAGGAGGUCGUUGAGCGAGGCGGACAAGGUGGCGGAGAGGAGCGAGAUGGGGGGGAGAGACGCGAGGAGAAGGGUGAGCAAGGACGAAGAUCGUGUUCUCGAUGGCGGCGACGACGACGUCGACGACGACGAAACGAGCCGAGCCAUCACCGAGAUCCCGGAAGUGAGCGUAGUCGGUGGUGGCUCCUUCGUGCCGAAAGAUCUCUGCUCGACGGGAAUCCUGACCUCCAGAGUCCUGACAGCACCUUCACGCGCUACCUACACCACCGCCUACAUUUAGGCUACGUACGCGCGGGGCCCCUGCCAAUCAAACGCGAACCAACGAUCGCCGUUGAGCAAGGGGGGCUUCAAGGGCUUGCUAGAGGCUACUACUAUGUACAUGUCGAAUAGCACGUAGGUCUAUCGUUGUUUCACUCUUUCUCUUCUCUCUCUCUAUCUAUCUUUGUCUCUCUUUCUUAUCUUUCCAUUUCGUGUUACGUCUCUUCCUUGCCUCGGAGCGGAUCGCGCUUCCAAUUCCGCUCCGAUUUAUUCCCCUUGGCUCGCCAUCUUCGAAUUACGCGAGCCAAGUAGUUUAAAUUUUCGCGCGAAAAUUUUUUUUUUUUUCUAUCUUCUUCUUUUUUCAAAGUAUUUGUAACGUGCGUGGAAGAGAGU
Molecule: messenger RNA, 2657 nt
Organism: Apis laboriosa (Himalayan honeybee)
Lineage: Eukaryota; Metazoa; Arthropoda; Insecta; Hymenoptera; Apidae
Exons: 6
Coding region: 7-2286 (759 amino acids)
Source: RefSeq, a predicted model, not a curated record